CUCUCUUUUCUCCGGACUUCCAAAGGCGACAGGCGCAGGACUGUCUCCGUCUCUUUAGCGGUGCACAUGGCGCUUCCGCACGCUGUUUGUUUUUAUUUUUUUCGCACGCGACUAGUUAAAGUGGUAACUAGGAGAGCACGACUAACUAGUUGUGGGUGAAAUUAUGGGAUGCAUCGUCAUGGCAACAGACCAGACGUCACAAUCUGGGCAUGUGUGUUCCAUUUUUGUCUUUCUUAUUUUUCAGACUGGGAGACCUGGAUAGAGAUCAGUGGAAUAAAAAAAAAAAAAGAAAAAGAUUUUUAACAAUGACAUGUUUUUUUGUCUUUUUUUAGUCCUUCAGAGAAAGCAGCAGAUGCCGUGCAAAAAAAAUAAAAAUUAAAAAAAAAUUAACAGAGCGAGGAUUAGAUUUCUUUUUGGGUGAAGAAAGAGCCUGGGCUGCGGCGUCUGGAGGGUUAACUUUCAGUAUUCUCAGCCUAAAAGGGGUUUGGGGGGCUAUGAGAUAAAGAUGCCGGGGUCGCUGAGUAAUGAAGACGAGGGACAGGACGACAUGGAUUUUGAAGACGAUAUGCCAGACGAAGAUGACGAAGGAGAGCGCAACACCGUUCCCCUCACGCCCCUCGACAGCUUCUUCUCGGACAACGACUCCCUCAAACAACAGAAGAAGAAGAAGCCCAAAAAGAUGAAGGAGGGGAAAAUGCCCAAAGUAAAGAAGAGGAAAAAGGAGGGAGGAAUCCAGGCAAGAGUGGACAGCGACCUGGAGGAGACCUCAGAGGUCGAGGAGGAACGGGAACGUCCUGAAAUAAACUCAGAGAGCGAGAGCAGCACGGCGUAUGGCCCGACCAAGAAGAAGAAGAAGAAACCCAAGGAGAAGAAAGAGAAGAAGCCCAGGAAGAAGAAGAGGGAUGAGGACGAGGAUGAGGACGAGGAUGAUGAUGGGAACAUGAAAGAACCUAAAUCAUCAGGUCAGCUAAUGCAGGAGUGGGGCCUGGAGGAUGUUCAGUAUGGCUUCACCGAGGACGACUAUAAAACCAUCACCAACUACAAAGCUUUCAGCCAGUUCCUCAGGCCUCUCAUCGCCAAGAAGAACCCCAAGAUCCCCAUGUCAAAGAUGAUGACAGUGUUAGGGGCCAAGUGGCGAGAGUUCAGCGCCAACAACCCGUUCAAAGGCGCAUCUGCCACCGCUGUGGCCGCUGCUGUGGCUGCCGCCGUGGAAACCGUUACCGUGGCACAGCCGACGACUGUCAGCAGCAGCCAGCCGAGCUCUCAGCCGGGGCCGAUCAAAAAAGCCAAAACCAAAGAGGGGAAGGGGCCAGGAGUCAGGAAGCGAAGCAAGUCUGUGAAGGAGGUGAAGAAGAAACCGAAGCCCAAGAAGACCAAAUCGAAGUCGGGCCAAAGUGGGAAGAAGAAGAAAGCCUCCUCGAGUGAGGAGGACUUCCUGGAGGAGUCGGACUUUGAUGACAUCAGCAUCCACAGUGCCUCUGUGCUUUCUGAUACCUCGGGGGCCGCCACCAAGAAAAAGGCCCGACGUGGGCGGAAAAAAAGGAAAAAGGAAGACGGUGACGGCUAUGAGACGGACCAUCAGGACUACUGUGAGGUGUGCCAGCAGGGCGGGGAGAUCAUCCUGUGUGACACCUGUCCCAGAGCGUACCACCUGGUGUGUCUGGACCCCGAGCUGGAGAGCCCCGAGGGCAAAUGGAGCUGUCCACACUGUGAGAAGGAGGGAAUCCAGUGGGAGGCCAAAGACGAGGAGGAGGAGGAGGAGGAGCCAGCAGGCGAGGAAGAGGACGACCACAUGGAGUUCUGCAGAGUGUGUAAAGACGGAGGAGAGCUGCUGUGUUGUGACACCUGCCCGUCCUCAUACCACAUCCACUGCCUGAACCCGCCCCUACCUGAGAUACCCAACGGGGAGUGGUUGUGUCCACGCUGCAUGUGUCCCCCUCUCAAAGGUAAAGUCCAGAAGAUCCUGCACUGGACUUGGGGAGAGCCCCCGCUGCCGGCUGAGCUGCCCGCAGGUCCUGACGGGAAGCCCAAUGAUCCGCUGACCAAGCCUCCGCUCAAAGGCCACCCAGAGAGGGAAUUCUUUGUUAAGUGGGCCGGCCUUUCCUACUGGCACUGCUCCUGGGUCAGCGAGCUGCAGUUGGAGCUGUAUCACACCGUCAUGUAUCGGAACUACCAGAGGAAGAACGACAUGGACGAGCCGCCGCCGUUCGACUACGGCUCCGGGGAGGAGGAGCUAAACAACGAGAAGAGGAAGAGUAAAGACCCCCAGUACGCCGUGAUGGAGGAGCGCUUCUACCGCUACGGCAUCAAACCAGAGUGGAUGGUGAUACACAGGAUCGUCAACCACAGUUUCGAUAAAGACGGAGAUGUGCACUACCUGAUCAAGUGGAGAGACCUGCCGUACGACCAGUGCACCUGGGAGGUGGAUGACUUCGACGUCCCAGAAUAUGACGGUCAUAAAGCUUCCUACUGGGACCACAGGUUUGUUAUGUUGGCGUUUCCUCACAUAAAUUCAGAUGUCCCUUCCCGCAAAGUCUCCAUUUGCUAAAUGAUUCAAAAUGUGUUUAAUGUGACUCACAUUAAAUCUGUAUUCUCAUAUCAACAGCCAACCAUUAAGUUCGAGCACCAGCCGUGGUACAUCAACGCCACCGGGGGAACGUUGCACCCAUACCAGCUGGAGGGUCUGAACUGGUUGAGGUUCUCCUGGGCGCAGGGCACGGACACCAUCCUGGCUGAUGAGAUGGGCCUGGGGAAGACGGUGCAGACCAUCGUUUUCCUCUACUCGCUCUAUAAGGAGGGUCACUCGAAGGGGCCUUUCCUGGUGAGUGCGCCGCUCUCCACCAUCAUCAACUGGGAGAGGGAGUUUGAGAUGUGGGCUCCAGAUUUCUACGUGCUGACGUACACCGGGGACAAAGACAGCCGGGCGAUCAUCAGGGAGAACGAGUUCACCUUUGAAGACAGCGCGGUGAAGAGCGGACGCAAAGUGUUCCGCAUGAAGAAAGAUACUCCCAUCAAGUUCCACGUCCUGCUGACGUCCUAUGAGCUGAUCACGAUUGAUCAAGCCAUUCUGGGCUCCAUCACAUGGGCCUGCCUGGUGGUGGACGAGGCCCACAGACUCAAGAACAAUCAGUCAAAGUUUUUUAGGAUUCUGAACGGGUAUAAGAUCUACUACAAGCUGCUGCUCACUGGGACUCCUCUUCAGAACAACCUUGAGGAAUUGUUCCACCUGCUUAACUUCCUCACCCCAGAGCGCUUCAAUAACCUGGAAGGCUUCCUGGAGGAGUUUGCCGAUAUCUCAAAGGAGGACCAGAUCAAGAAGCUUCACGAUCUGCUCGGCCCUCACAUGCUCAGGAGGCUGAAAGCUGACGUUUUCAAGAACAUGCCGGCAAAGACCGAGUUGAUUGUAAGAGUGGAGCUCAGCCCGAUGCAGAAGAAAUAUUACAAAUUCAUCCUGACGCGAAACUUUGAGGCUCUGAACUCCAAAGGUGGAGGGAACCAAGUGUCCCUGCUGAACAUCAUGAUGGACCUGAAGAAGUGCUGCAACCAUCCCUACCUGUUCCCUGUGGCUGCUGUGGAGGCUCCUGUGUUGCCAAACGGUUCGUACGAUGGUAACCAGCUGGUGAAGUCCUCGGGGAAACUGACGCUGCUUCAGAAAAUGUUGAAGAAGCUCAAAGACGAAGGACACAGAGUUCUCAUCUUCUCUCAGAUGACAAAGAUGUUGGAUCUGCUGGAGGACUUCCUGGAGUUCGAGGGUUAUAAAUAUGAGCGUAUUGAUGGAGGGAUUACUGGAGGCUUGAGGCAGGAGGCCAUCGACCGCUUCAACGCACCGGGCGCUCAGCAGUUCUGCUUCCUGCUGUCAACACGAGCGGGAGGUCUCGGCAUCAACCUCGCGAGCGCAGACACUGUCAUCAUCUACGACUCCGACUGGAAUCCUCACAAUGACAUCCAAGCUUUCAGCAGAGCGCAUCGUAUCGGUCAAAACAGGAAGGUGAUGAUCUAUCGCUUCGUGACCCGGGGCUCGGUGGAGGAGCGAAUCACUCAGGUGGCAAAGAGGAAGAUGAUGCUCACCCACCUGGUCGUGCGGCCCGGUCUUGGCUCCAAAACCGGCUCCAUGUCCAAACAAGAACUGGACGAUAUCCUGAAGUUUGGCACCGAGGAGCUUUUCAAAGAUGAAAUAGAAGCCGCUCGAACCAUGGGCUCUCUCAGCAAAGGUACCUCUCAUCAACCAGGUGACAACAAAGAGGGCGAGGAGGGGAAUGUGAUUCAUUACGAUGACGAUGCAAUCUCGAAGCUGCUGGACCGCAGCCAGGACGCCACAGAAGACACCGAGAUCCAGAACAUGAACGAGUACCUGAGCUCCUUCAAGGUGGCUCAGUACGUGGUGAAGGAGGAGGACGGGGAGGAGGAGGUCGAGCGGGAGAUCAUCAAGCAGGAGGAGAAUGUGGAUCCUGACUACUGGGAGAAACUCCUCCGCCAUCACUACGAGCAGCAGCAGGAGGACCUCGCUCGCAACCUGGGCAAAGGCAAACGCAUCAGGAAGCAGGUCAACUACAACGACACGACCCAGGAGGACCAAGAAUGGCAGGAUGAUCUUUCAGACAAUCAGUCGGAGUACUCUGUGGGGUCCGAGGACGAGGACGAAGAUUUCGAGGAGAGGCCUGAAGGUGGACGCAGACAUUCACGUCGACAGCUGAAGGGGGAAAAAGACAAACCUCUGCCGCCCCUACUGGCACGAGUCGGAGGCAGUAUUGAGGUCCUGGGCUUCAACGCUCGUCAGAGGAAAGCCUUCCUCAAUGCCAUCAUGCGCUGGGGGAUGCCCCCUCAGGAUGCCUUCAACUCCCACUGGCUGGUCAGAGACCUGAGAGGGAAGAGUGAGCGCGAGUUCAGGGCCUACGUGUCUCUGUUCAUGAGACACCUGUGUGAGCCGGGGGCAGACGGAGCAGAAACCUUUGCCGAUGGAGUCCCCCGUGAAGGACUGUCUCGUCAGCAUGUUCUCACCAGGAUCGGAGUCAUGUCUCUCGUCAGGAAAAAGGUGCAGGAGUUUGAGCAUGUAAAUGGAAAGCUGAGCUCCCCAGAUCUGAUUCCCAUCGGCAUGGAGCUGAAGAAGCUGACCGAGAGUUUGUCCUCCGAUCCAAACACUCCUGUGCCGGCCAGCCCCGUCGCCACGCAGCCCGGCACUCCUGUCCCUCCAGAGAAGACUGAGUCUCUGCUGGGUUCAUCAGAGGACAAAGAAACCACAGAGCAGGACGGCAAGAAACUCUCAGAGCAGGAGCAGACGUCCAGCUCAGACGCAGCACCUGCACCUGAGAAGGCAGCUGACAGUGAGGAGAGCAAGGCCAGCUCUGAGGAGAAAACGGCAGACGAGAGGGACAGAACUGAUUCGCCCAACACAAAGACAGAGCCAUCUGCCAACCAAAAAGAGUCGGCUUCAAAACAGACAGAGCUGUCAUCCAGCCAGACGUCUCCUAAAGUGGAGCCCUGCAAAGAAACAGAGAAGUCUUCAGACAAAGCAGACAAUGAUUCCCCUCCUGCAAAGACUGAAGACAAAGAAAAUAAGCCAGACGACGUGAAGAGUGAAGAGGCGAUAGAAGGUCGAUUGAACGGAGACAAAGACACUCUGGAUGAGAUCGAUGAGAGCAGGAAGGAGGACAAAAAUGGAUACAGAGCCAAGUUUAUGUUUAAUAUUGCAGAUGGAGGUUUUACAGAGUUACACACCCUGUGGCAGACCGAAGAGAGAGCGGCGCUGUCGUCUGGAAAGAUGCAUGACAUCUGGCACCGUCGCCAUGACUACUGGCUGUUGGCUGGCAUUGUAACACAUGGCUACGCUCGCUGGCAGGACAUUCAGAACGACCCCCGUUAUGCGAUUCUCAAUGAGCCCUUCAAGACGGAGAUGCACAAGGGGAACUACCUGGAGAUGAAGAACAAGUUCCUGGCUCGUCGUUUUAAGUUGUUGGAGCAGGCUCUGGUGAUCGAGGAGCAGUUGAGGCGGGCAGCAUACCUGAACAUGACCCAGGACCCGAGUCACCCGGCCAUGGCUCUCAACACUCGCUUCACUGAGGUGGAAUGUCUGGCAGAGUCCCACCAGCACCUGUCCAAAGAGUCUCUGGCCGGGAACAAGCCUGCCAACGCCGUGCUGCACAAAGUGCUGAAUCAACUGGAAGAGCUUCUGAGCGACAUGAAAGCUGACGUAACUCGACUGCCCAACAUGCUGUCCAGGAUCCCGCCGGUGUCGGCCCGUCUGCAGAUGUCUGAGCGGAGCAUCCUGAGCCGCCUCACCAGCCGAGGGAACGAGCCCCCGCCGCAGCAGACGUUCAGUCAGGGCGGCUUCGGCUGCUCUCAGAUGUACAGCGGCAGCUUCGGAGGAGGCUUCAGAGGACCGGGUGGACAGCCCAUGGUCAACUACAGUCAGAUGCCUCUGGGACCCUACGUCAGCGUUUCCUCUAACGGCCCUCCGCCCCCUACAAGCCAUCUGGAUAAAAAGUCACUCGACUCCUUGAGAGACGUGGCGACGCCUGACCUCAAGUCAGGCAAACCCAGUGAUGUCAUCUGUAUUGAAGAUUAGAUCAGCUCUGUGUCACUGAGAUCAGACGCCCUUUGGGGAUGGGGUCUGUGUGAAUGAAAGCCGUCUCCUCCGCCAUGUCCUCCUCUUUUUUUCCUCCGACUUUAAAUCUUCUAACUCGAGCUCUCUGUCUGCGGAUAAGAUGAUUAACUUUUUUGAUUAAUGCAGAUGUACCUAUCUUAACACUUGCACUUUUAUCUUUCAAGGACUCUGUAGAAGUAUUUCAGUAGAUGUUUGCUUUCAUGCUGCGGAGCGGAGGAUUAGGAGAAAGCUGAUUUUAUGAAAGACGAUUUUGUCCCCCCCUUCCCCCUCCAUCCCUGCAGAACAAGGUGAAACUCAAGGAAGCUGGCAUGACUUGAGAGUCUGACGCUCAUGAUUGAGGCUCAUUUUAAUCUACAAAUGUGUGUUUUGUUGGUGCCAGCUUCGACUUUUGUUUCGUUCUCUGCGCCUCCUGUUUCGUUUUUCACUACACUGUGACUGUGCCCAUCAACGAGAAAGGAGCGGAUUUAAGGACAAUUUUAGUCACAGUCCGAAAAGUCAGAGGGCCAACAUUGUCAUUUUUAAAUGAAUUCUUGUCAUUCAUGUAGUAACCAGUGGAUAAAUUAUUGAUCUGACAGCAUCAGAAGCUAUGAUCAUGUAUGCAGUAGCUGGACACACAGUCUGUCUGAAUCCUCGAAAGACUGCCACCCGCUGGUGAAAGUGGAGAAAGUGAGUCCUGCUACACCCGCAGACACAUUUUGACUGCCAGAUGCUGGCUGGGAGGGUUGGCUUCUUGUACUGUAUAUACUCAGAGACUGCUGUUUAUUUUACCUCACAUAGGUCUAAUCUUAGUGAAAUAUGUACACAAACAUGGAAGAAAUCAGUGGAAAUGAAGAUCAAGCGAAGUCAAAAAGAAGCUACAGAAAUGAUUUUUAACACAUCUCAAGAGAAGACUGAGUAUUACUGUGUACGGUACGAUAUUUGUGAUUCUUACUAUAUUUGAAUGUUAGUAGUGGCUGUAGAGCUUAACCCCCAGGCCAGGACCAGUGGGACUGCACUAUAAACAGGAAACUCAUCUGGUCGACAUCCACAGACGGGGGCUAACUGAAAACACUCCUGAGUGGAGGGUGGAAGCUUUUUCUUUUUUUUCUCUCCUCUUACUUACAUCCAGGGACUUUCCCAGCUCUCUGUCAUUGUUAGAAACUGAAUAAGAUCACGCGUGCUUCAGGCGCAGUCUCACUUUAAGUCUCAAGAUGAGCUUUUUGUUAGCUUCUUUUUAUGUUAAGGUAAAAUAAGACGUUCUAUGGUUACUUGGUGCCACUUUAAAAAGAUAAUCCAUGUAUUCUUUUGAUGCACUGUUUCCUUCACUGAGGUGCAGACUGUAAUUCAUCGUAAUCACACGGAGGCCGUUUUUACUCCGACGUCACACUCAAGAACAGGAACCACAAAUGCUUAAAAAUGUGAACUGCUGGGGCGCUGACGGCCUACUGUAGCUUCACACCUCAUGUACGGAAGCUGUAAUCCUCCAAGCAGGCGGCCCGGGUUCAAGUCCAAUCCUUGGCUACUUACCCACAUCUCAUUUCCCUCUCUCUCUCUCUCUCGAUUUCCAACUCUAUCCACUGUCCUGUCUAACUAAUGGCAAAAAUAACAAAUAUACGACUUCAAAUGAGUGAGAAAAAAGAAGUGAACUGCUGUGUUUCAGUUUUCAAAAUGUAGAAAUGUGGGGAGUUUGACAAUUUCCAUUUCGAUGCUUCCCUACUGAUAAGCAACAGGAGAGACGAUGAAUAGUGAAUAUUUCAUCAAUUUGAGAUUACAGAGGAUAAAAUCAAACAAAGCUCAUCUCUUAAAGAAGUGGUUCUCAACUCGUCUAGCCUCAGGACCCACCACCAACUCCACCCUGAAAAAACAUGACCCACAUUUCUGAUAUGUUUCAACCUAUCAGAUUUCAUUGAAAAAAAAAAUCUGCAGUUUUUGCAGUUUGCAGCUUCUGUCAAAUGUUUCAUGUCGCUCAGACGAUGCAAAACAUCUGAAACUGAACACAACAAACAUGGUUAAAAAUGCGCUUGACAAACGGUUUGUGGCCAAGUUUUUUUUCAGGCCCAUGCUCGCGACCCACCAGUUGAGAAUCACUGUCUUAUAGCUUUACAUGUAGAACAGAUCUUGAACUUAGUACCAAUCAAAGACAAAAGUAACACUUUUGAUAACCCAUUAGCUCCCAUUAAAAGCAGCUAAAGUUAGCAUUGAAGUACUACUUAGCUAACAAAACAAUGUUUAUUAUGCGAUUUAAAAGGCUUAAAUUAAUUCUGAAAUAUCCACCUACAUCAUGGACUGAGUCAUUAAAACCUGGAAGUAAAUAAAACACUGGAAUUUAAAAAAAAAAAUGUUUCAGGAAACAAUAUCAAAUGGUAAUGUUAGCUAGGAGGUGGUUGAAUGCUAAUGUUAGCUGAUGUUAAAUUGUGGCUAAAUGGUUUCGAAUAGCUUGAAAAUUGACUAAUUUCCCUCCUAAGUUCAAUUAUACAUUUAAUUAAAAGUUGCUUAUUAAUCUGGAAACUAUGAAAUGUAAACCAUUGGUCAGAAUUGUAAAUACAAUUGGAACACAGCUGUAUGACAUCAGCAGUAUUUUUACUCCCCACCAUUAGCUUAACGACAGAGGAAAAUAGCCGCCGUGAGAAUGUUGAAUCGUUUGUGUUGCAGUCUUCACUUGAUUUUGAUAAUACUUGCUGUUUAAGGACCACCGUUGAACUGCAUUACUUUAAAAAUGCCCCAGCUUCCACUUAUGUUAGGGUUUCUUAAAGAGUGUAUGUUACCUCUUGCUGUACCUGAAGUGAAGGCAUGUUAGCAUCGUUGCGCUAGGCUACAUAUCGUGUCCAUUCCAUCUGCUUCUAUUAAUGUUCAAAGGUGACUGUCCACUGAGUCUAACAAUCUUUACAAUUCAAGCUUUCUACCUUACCUUUUCAAUGAAGGCUUUGCUUGAAUGUUCGGACUAACGGUGCAAACUGCUACGACACGUGUCUUUUUUUCCUCCUUUCUUCCAAAGACCAGUGGCAUUUACUUGUUUUAUUAUUGUUAGUGCCAAUGCAGCAGGAUGUGAAGACUGUGACUGGACAAAUCUAAGCUGAAGAGGUGGCAUUGUACAGAGUCCAUGGGUGUAUUUUCUUACUUGUUUUCCAUUUCAAAUCCUUAGCUAAAUUUAAUGUGCUGAUUUUAAUCGGACUGAAUUUGAACGCACCAUAAGGAAAAAAGAGCUUCAUGCCAGUUUUUGCACAAUUCUUUCUGAGUGUUGAUCAGUGCUGUUAUGUUCUUUGUUUCGCCAUCGAUUACUUGACCAUGACAUGUAUUAGGUUUCUCGACAGAUAGAACCUCAGAAACAUGUAAAUACUUGAAGGAUUUUUUUCAGAUACUGUAAGUCCAUCUCAAACAGAUUUAUGUAUCAAUCUGAAGAAAAAAAACAAGAUGAAUGUCUGCCGGAUGGUGUUGCCAUGGAAAUGCAGUGUGCACAGUACAGUAUGUGCUCAUCAAUCAAAAACCUUCUCCCUUCUGGAGGGAAAACGUCAAAAACAAAAAUACUCUGAAAUAAUGCAAUCAAACUGAAGUCGGUAUGAAUGUAACGUCUGUACGAAGAAAAAAAAAAGGCUUCAGUCUAAUAUAAAUAUGUUAACAAUGUAUGUACAUGCUUAUCAACAUGGCUUCAAAAGCUACCAAAAGACCCUGAUUAAAGGCACCUUUGUUGCAGCGAAUGCACAGCAUGUGAAGCGUUGGGUUUGACGCUCCACUUCCAGGAGGCGAUGUAGUGUAUCUAGCAUUUACAGACAAUGGCAAGCAGUGUUAUGGUUCUGAUAUUUGUGCUGUAUAGCAAAUUGAAUGAAAAAAAGUGAAUCGUCAUCUUUUUAUUUGUAUCCUGUGUAUUUGUUCAACGUGUUUUAAUAAAUCUUCUGGACAACA
Molecule: messenger RNA, 10480 nt
Organism: Labrus bergylta (ballan wrasse)
Lineage: Eukaryota; Metazoa; Chordata; Actinopteri; Labriformes; Labridae
Source: RefSeq, a predicted model, not a curated record